This is a messenger RNA of Pistacia vera, 1435 nucleotides long. Its product is annotated as F-box/FBD/LRR-repeat protein At4g26340-like. NCBI's taxonomy places the organism in Eukaryota, Viridiplantae, Streptophyta, Magnoliopsida, Sapindales, Anacardiaceae. Gene Ontology annotation, molecular function: protein binding. Bases 161 to 1435 code for a protein of 424 amino acids. The record is from RefSeq and is a predicted model, not a curated record. The transcript has 2 exons.
AUCCAAAAUUCCAAAUAUAAAAAGGAGCCCAAAGUUAACUGGAAUACUAAUAGAAUUCCAAAUUACAUAAGGAGAUCUCUUAUUACUCAAAAAAUACGAAACUUUAAAUAGCGGUUGACCCAAGUCUUCUUUUUAUCUUGAUUUUUACUCUCUGAAGAGCAUGGAAAUCGAUAGAAUAAGUUGUCUCCACGACUCAAUUUUAUACAAAAUCUUCUCUUUUCUUCCCGCAAAAGAUGUUCUUCAAACAACCCUUCUCUCAAAGAGUUUGCAAGACUUAUGGAAACCACUUCCUCAUCUUGACUUUGAUGAAUCCGAUUUUACUAAUGAGAAAAGCUUUACCAACUUCGUGGAUAAAUUUCUGCUCCACCGUGGCAAUUCAAUCAGUAUAAUUAGACUUCGACUUCUAUGCGGAUUUGCGUGCAGAAGUUGUGAUUUGGAGACCUGGAUUAGUGCUGCAUUUACGGCAAGAGUUCAUGAGCUUCAACUCUGCUCUAAAUACAAAGCCAUCGGUGAUGGCUUACCCUCUUCUUUAUUCAAUUGCAAGUCUUUGGUAACACUCAGACUGAACAUCGGAUAUGUCGUUCGCUUUCCUGAUAACUUUUGUUUCCCAAAUAUGAAGAUCAUUGAUUUCUGUGAUGUGCACUUUGGCAAGAACUUCAGUGAUCAACUGCUCAACAGCAAAAAUCUUGAAGAAAUAUACUUCAUGCAUUGUAGAAUCGACAUUGAUAAUUCUUCUUCUCCAAGUUCACUUACUGUUCGAGAAGAUGUAGUUGCAGAUGAUUCUCAUUGUUCAGGGACUUUUCCCAAUUUAAAUAAAGCAACUAUCGUGUUAGGAAAACAUCCCGGCAAAGAGGAGGAAACUGGUUUCUGCGCUAGUAAAUUCAUCAAAACGCUUUCUAAUGCCAAUGUUCUGUACCUAUCAAACGCAUGUAUUCAGCUUUUGCAAUAUUGCGGAGGAAAUUUACUGGAUUAUUUGCCAACUUUUUGCAAUCUCAAGCGUUUGCAGCUUACUGUUAGUAUUAAGGAUGGUGAUAUAGGGGUGUUGAGUUGUCUGCUGGAUCGCUCUCCUAUUCUCGAAUCCCUUGGGAUAAGAUUUUUCAAUUACAAAUUCAGAAGUUUAGUUUCAAGAUGUAACAGAGAACUGAAGCGAGGAGAGUAUGCUCGACAUUUGGAAUGCAUUAGAAUGGAACAUUUUCGUGGAAGCAAGAACCAGGUUGAGCUGGUGAGAUUCUUCUUAGCAAAUGCUCAAGUGUUGAAGAAGAUGAGUCUUUAUUCGGAUAGAGAAUUUCCAUUGUCGCUGGACUUAUUUGAGUUUCCAAGACUGUCAACAAGUUGUGAAACCUGUUGGAUUAUUAGACUUUAUGCUCGAGGGGCAUAUUCACGAGGAGCAAUGCUACACUUACAUAACUCUUUACACAAUUUUCAUUACUCAUGA